UGCUUAACUACUCUUUGAAACGUCACCACUAACUUGACUAUAGCCAAUAACAGAAGAUUUCACUUCUCUUUUUGUUUUGACACUCAGAGACGGAGCAAUGUCCGCUCACAAAACAUUUAUUAUUAAGCGCAAGCUUGCUAAAAAACUCAAGCAGAACAGACCAAUUCCACAAUGGGUUAGAAUGCGCACUGGAAACACAAUCCGGUACAACGCUAAGAGGCGUCACUGGAGAAGGACUAAGCUCAAGCUGUAAACUGUUACCUUGUACAUGUUAAGCUUAAUAAAGUCCUAAAAAUCUCCCAA
Molecule: messenger RNA, 303 nt
Organism: Papilio machaon (common yellow swallowtail)
Lineage: Eukaryota; Metazoa; Arthropoda; Insecta; Lepidoptera; Papilionidae
Gene: RpL39
Product: 60S ribosomal protein L39
Exons: 3
Coding region: 98-253 (51 amino acids)
Biological process (GO): translation
Cellular component (GO): cytosolic large ribosomal subunit; ribosome
Molecular function (GO): structural constituent of ribosome
Source: RefSeq, a predicted model, not a curated record